Capsicum annuum is the source of this 3089-nucleotide messenger RNA. RefSeq names its product protein HEADING DATE 3B. The transcript has 5 exons. The coding region runs from base 645 to 2927 and encodes 760 amino acids. Gene Ontology annotation, biological process: regulation of photoperiodism, flowering. Lineage: Eukaryota; Viridiplantae; Streptophyta; Magnoliopsida; Solanales; Solanaceae. The record is from RefSeq and is a predicted model, not a curated record.
GUUUAUAAUGUUUACGUAAUUGUAAUAAUUUUGUACCUAUUAACGUCCCUUACUUAUGGAAGUUCCAGUAAUUCUAUCCAACAUUUUGGCCCCACAUUGCCCUCAUUUCAUUCUCCUUCUCAUGUAUUUGUUGAUCUGAUCUUCUUCUAAGAUUCCCUAUAUGAUGAUGCCAUGAUUGCUUCUUUUUCUCUUAGCUCCAAACUAUCUUAUAUUCAUAUCUCAUAAUAUAUUUGUUUGUUGCUUAUUAUCUUGAUUUACCACAUUGUGUUGUUAUCUUUCUUGUAUAUCAAGAUUGGAUUUUCGCGUUUAAGGUUUCGUUCUUGAAUUGUUAUUCCAUGUGUUCUUGCUCGUUGCAACUGAUUUUGAGUAAAAGGAAGUAUCGGUUAUUCGAGGUAGGUUGAUUGUUUGAUUUGUUGUGGUUCAAUUACUUGAGGAAUUGUUCUGCUACUUGAUAGCUUUGGUGGAAGGGAAAUUCUGGGUAAUACGCGAGCUAUGAAAUGGUUCGUGUGACUGAAAUUUUGCGUAGUUUAGUAUUUACUAGUCUAGUGUAUUCACGUUAGUGGAGCAUUGAGAGAGGGAAAAGAUGAAGACGGAGAAAGAUGAAGAGAGGCAUAUGGAUCCUUUGUUUCCUAGAUUACAUAUAAAUGAUGCAGAUAAAGGAGGGCCAAGAGCACCUCCAAGGAACAAAAUGGCUCUUUGUGAACAGUCGUCCAGAUCGUCACAAAGUUUCACCUCUACUUCUGCUCCUACACCGCGAACAAUGUCAAUGCUGCCUCUCCCGCCUAAUGGUGGAAACUCUAUCCCUGCAGCAUCUCCUAGUCUUAUUGAGUGAAUCUGUUUAUCCCCUUCAUUGCCAACUCAAGGUUGGUUGCAACAAAAGGAACUAUUUUUCCCACAAUGCAUCCGAGUCUUCUCAUUUCGUUGAGAUACUUCAUCCGUAUUCUUCUGGAGGGAUGAACUUUACAAUGAGACGUCCUGAUGUACCACCAGUGAAGUCGCUAAAUCCUCAAGUUUUAUGUCUUAAAGGGAAUUUGCGUGGUACAUCUCAGCUUAAUCCUAUUCAGUCGCACAGUUUAUCAUACUCCAAUAGUAACCCUACUGCCAACAAGUUUGGAAGGGAAAAUGAUUUUUGUGGUCAAUCAGGGAAACCUCUAUAUCAUGGUAACAUACAUAAAAAUGCGGACAAAGAAAAAGUGGCUAUAUCAAGCCAAAAACCUUCUUUGAAAUUUCAAAGUGUUUUCGAAAAGCAAUUUAAGGAUACAGGCAGUACGCAAGUAAAGUGCCGGGAGUAUAAUAUAAAUCAAGCUGGAGAUAUAGCUAAGUGCCAAAAGAGAGAGCAUUGUGUUAAACUACCUGCUCCUCAUCUGUCAACUAUAGAGACGACAGUGGUGCGUGAAGCUCCAAGUCCAGGACAUAGCAAGCUAAAUAUUAAACCAUUUGUAUCAAGAGCUCCGGAAAAUAGAUGUGGUCUGGUAGGUGAUUUGAAUAGAUGUAGUGAUUCUAAUUCUGAAUCGGAUGAAGAUUCUUGGAUUCAACACAAAAGGAAGGCCGUGGAAGAUGUUACAUAUGCGAAACAUGAAGAUGCCACGACUAAUAGAUGUUCUUCCAGAAUGGAAGGUCCGUCAUGCUCCUUUCUACCUCACAGAGACAACCAACAAAGUCCUAAGAGAGUUAAAUCCUCUUCUGGCUGUCCUGAAGACCAGAUUAGUGGGCCUCCAGAUGUAGGAGGUGCAGACAGAAGCGAGGGGAUCUCAGAAGCUUCGUCCUUGAACUCUAAAUUAGUAGAAAAAAUGUCUUCAGAUAAUGUCAUAGCAUUGAUAGGUCAAGAACUAUUCUGGAAAGCAAGAAGAACCAUUGCACACCAGCAGCGGAUCUUUGCAAUACAACUAUUUGAGCUACACAGACUAACAAAGGUACAGAAAAUGAUAGCCAGAUCACCAGAUAUAUUGUUCAAAAGCAAUUUCUAUAUCAACCAACCUUCUAUCAAAUUUUCUUCCUUGAAGAAUUUGCCAUGUGAUGAUGUUCUUGAGCCUCCUGUAGUAGCUGUCGGACAAAAGAUUUCUCCAAAACCAAACAAUUUUGAGAUUCCAAUAGAUAAUGUUUUUCUUCCCCUCCCCAAAGAUGAUGAUAAGAAUAGUAUACCACAGCAGCCAGCUCAAAAACCAAAUGUAGGGACACCAACAUCGAGAUCUUUUGUAUCCGAUCCAAAAUUAGCACCUCGGUGCUUCCAACCACCUCCUGGAUAUCAGUGGUUAGUUCCAAUAAGGUCACCUUCUGAAGGACUUGUUUAUAAACCUUAUACAGGACCUUGUCCACCGCCUGGAGGGAUCAUAGCACCAGUUUAUGGUAGUUGCAGGUCUGUCAUUCCAUCUCCCACAGGUGGAGAGUUUGCGAAUGUGCCUUAUAGUGUACCGACUUCUCACAAGCAAGGUGUUGGGAUUUUUCCUGGUCCUGCAAUAUUUGAUCAGUCCUGCAUUCAACCUUAUUCCAUGCCUGUGAUAAAGCCAUCUGCUUCAAGUUCAGCUAUCGAGCAAAUGAAUCCACUUUCCAGAAUCAAGUCAAAUGAGAAGGAGAAUAGUCCACUUAUGCAUGAUGUCAACUCAGUCAGGCCUCAUCAAAUAUCAUGCAACAUAUCAUGCCAGAAGAGCGCGGUCAUGUCAGAUUGUGAUCGAACUUUUCAGGUGGAUAGAGCGAGUGACAUGCAAGGAAGUACUGCAAGUAGUCCUCCUGAGAGGGCACAAAAGGAUGCACUCUCUCUUUUUCCUAUCACACCAACUGCAAAAGGUUCAGAUCAACCAGUUCAAGAUAACGACACCGAGCAGCGAAUACAAGUGAUCAAGGUUGUGCCCCAUAACUCAAAGUCAGCAUCUGAAUCUGCAGCUCGGAUUUUUAGGUCUAUACAAGAAGAAAGGAAAUUGAAUUACUAGUAUGCAAAACCUUACAACUUAAUCUUGUAAGAAAAGCUCUUUCUGCUGUAUCGUUUCCCUUAUCUAAAGUUCAUUUUUUUGGUUUUCCUCUUGGAUUAAAGAUUCUUUACUGUAUAUACAUUCAAUGGGAAGUGAAAAGAAUACAGAUUCAUUCUUUUUCUA